GCAGAAGAGAGGGUUCAGAGGGGUAUCUGGCGCGUCCGUCCAAGCACACAAGAAACGAGCAACCCAAGAUGUCGACUUCGUCGUCAUUGACAAGGCAGAAUUCGAAUUCAACCAGAAGAAGAACAGCUACACCUAUGCCGACGUUUGCACCGGAGCUGGGGGUAUGGCGCUAGGCGCCAUCAUGGCUGGUUUACUGGCCGUCUUCUUUCUCGAUCACUGGAAGGAUGCUUGCGAGACUCUGGCUGCCAAUUUCGGAAACGUACACGUCUUGCGCCACGACAUCUUCGACCUCGCUACUAAUACGAUCCUGGGGUUCAUCCCUCGUCUCGUUGACAUCCUGCAUAUCAGUUUCCCAUGCCAACCUCACAGUCCGGCUCACACAGCGCUUGGGAGGAAUGAUGAAAGGAAUAUUGCCGCAGGCUACUCGGUUAUUCCACUGCUGGAACAGCAUAAGCCGCGUAUCCUCACGAUGGAGCAGACCUCGGGGAUCGUCACGCAUGGUGGAGGCGACCACUUCCGCGCUUUGAUUCAUCAAAUUACGUCGAUGGGUUACAACGUCAGAGCUGGGAUCCUCAACUGCGCAGAUUACAACUGCGUCCAAGCCCGCAAGAGGCUCUUCAUUAUAGCCUCAUGCCCAGGAGAGCCUCUUCCUCCUUUCCCGCAGCCCACAAACGGAGUCACACCGGGCCUUAAACCCUUCAAGACCAUUGCCCGCAUUCUGUCUAGGAUCAACCCCUUCACGAUUCCAGCCCACAUGCGAGCCUUCACUGCAAAAUUUGCCGCUCCGUACGAUGCCAACCAGCCACUUCACAGCUGCAUCACAACCAAUGGUGGCCAAUCCGACGUGCACCCCAGCGGGAGGCGCUCAUUCAACUUGCAAGAGCUUGCCUGCCUUGCUGGCUUUCCUCAGUCGCACGCAUUCUAUGGGUGCAAGACGAGUAUCCGUCGGCAGAUUGGCAACGCCGUCCCGCCGCCAGUCGCAAAGGCCAUCUUCAAGCAGGUCAUCCAGACGAUGAGAGAGACUGAUAGCGUUGAGGCGGAGUGGGAGCCGGAAGUUAUUGAGUUGGACUGAAAAGGAGAUGAUUUUCAUCAACGACAGAUCGGCUUCGGUGCGAGGAUCAGCGCUGGAACAGGGUAUUGGGAAGAUGGACUCGGAAUGACUGAGUUGGUGGACGAAGCACUACGAGCCAUGCGAGCACUGCGAUCCCACGCAGCGUAUGGCUCGCUCCUGCGAAAUACUUCCUCUCUUUGAGCGCGGAUGCACCACAAGUCUAGCAGGAUUAUCUUGAGCAGAAGCAAAGAAACACGAGC
Neohortaea acidophila is the source of this 1311-nucleotide messenger RNA. RefSeq names its product S-adenosyl-L-methionine-dependent methyltransferase. Gene Ontology annotation, cellular component: nucleus. Gene Ontology annotation, molecular function: methyltransferase activity. NCBI's taxonomy places the organism in Eukaryota, Fungi, Ascomycota, Dothideomycetes, Mycosphaerellales, Teratosphaeriaceae. The record is from RefSeq and is a predicted model, not a curated record. The coding region runs from base 164 to 1072 and encodes 302 amino acids. The transcript is spliced from 3 exons.